AUGGUGAGAAAACAGAGCCUGAAAAGGGCUAGAGACUUCAACUUGGGGGAAGGCGACUUUGACUUGGCCUUGUCUCUCCUCAUCGACGCCUGCCAAUCCCGUCUGGACAUUAAAUACCUCCACCAGCCCUUCACAGUCCGCUUUUAUAACCAGUACUUUAAUUUGUACUUGGUCCGGCUAUACUACUUUUUCAUGACAAUAAAUCUUCUCACCAUUCUAUUGGAGGAGCCGGCUUCAGUUGUGGUUGGUGGAAAACCAUUGCCUUAUUAUGUUCCCCUCAUGUUAAAUGUUUUGUGUGAAAUGUACUUCUUUUUACGAUGGCUUCACAUUUUCACUGUCGCGGAUUUUCGGUUUAUGAAAAAGAACAAAUCAUUUUGGGCGUCUCUUAUUUUCAUUUGUUUGAUGGUAAUCGAUGACAUUACUUACGUCAUUCAACACACCACUGGACAAGUCGAUCCAAUGCGUUGGUCACGACUUCUUAGGCCAGCGCUUCUCCUCACAUUCCCUGAGAACAAGCGAAUCAGAGCAGCCUUCGAGAACAUCAGACGCACAGCUGAAGACGUUAUCUCGGUGUUCGCGAUGUUUGUUGCCAGUCUCCUUUUUGUCAGUGUUGUUACACUGAAACUACUCGAUACACGAGGCAUGAUGAGCCUUGAUAAUGCGCCCUACCUUCCAAAUUUCGGCGAAAUCGCCUGGGAACUCUACGUCCUUACGACGACCUCGAACUCUCCUGACGUAAUUAUACCGGCCUAUGAAAAGCACAUCGCCUAUAUGGCUAUCUAUGUGUGGGUCUGCGUCGCCUGUAAUUGGCUGUUUAUGGGCAUCCUAACGGCGUCAGUUUACAACGCCUACAAGGGUCACCUGCGUGAAUUUGUGCUGUCGAGCCUGGUGAAGCGGAAGAAUAUCCUCGAUCAAGCAUUCAAAAUCCUGCAGAGAAAUGACGCUGUCUCCCGCGAUCUUUUCGUCACCCUCAUACAGAGAGUCAUGCCAAAUCGAUCGGAGGCUUCAAUUGCUCUCAUCUACGACAUCCUCGACGCACGACAGACUGGACUCAGUCAGGUGGAAUUCGCGCGUCUCACCGAGUACAUGCAGCUAAAUUUCGAGGAGGUGGUCAUCGGUAGGAGACAUUUCGAGCGCUACUUGCCACGUUUUUACACAAUCUACACAUCGGAUUGGUUUCAGCAGCUAGUGAGGUUCAUUCGCUGCAAGCCAACACGCAUCUUCUUUGACCUGAUGGUCGUGGCGAAUGGGAUUACACUAGUGAUGGCUGAUGGGACCCCACUAGAGGGCUACUUUGAAUGGAUCUUUACAGGGAUCUUCACGCUCGAAAUUGCACUAAAGUAUCUCGCCUCUGGAGGGGUCAACUUUUUUCAAGAAAAAUGGAACAUCUUCGACAUGGCCAUCGUGAUUGGCGCUUUCACCGGUCAGCUGAUGAACCUCAUUCUCGACUUGUUCGAAAUUCGUGCGCCAGCUUCGGUUGGCCAAGCAUUUCUCCUGCUUCGCCUCUUCCGUCUGCUCAAAAUUGUCGGUCAGGUGCCAAUUUUCAAGUGCAUAAUCAACUGCAUCAUCAUUAUUCUUCCAUCCCUUUGUGCGUACGCGACCAUUUUGUUAAUCCUCUUCUACAUCUUCGCGUGUGUGGGCAUGGAAUUGUUCGGUGGGCUGUUUGUUGUGCCAAAGGGCCACAAUUACACCAUCGAAAACGCGUGUCGCAACCACAACCUGGAAGGGAGUUCCUUUUUGCAACUGCACUACUGCGGCCUGAAUUUCAACGAUGCGGCAUCAAGUUUCGCCACCCUCUUCGUCCUCAGCGUCGGCAACAACUGGCACAUCCUCACGGACGGUUUCACUCGAGUUACUGACAAGUCCUACCGACUGUUCUUCCUUUUCAUCCACUGGAUGUGCGUCCUACUGGUGCUCAACAUUGUCCUCGCAUUCAUCAUCGAGGCAUUCCUGAUUGAAUACGACCCACAGGAGAGCAGGUUCGAGGAAUUCAUCGGCAAACGCAUGAGAGAAAUCCACGUUGACGCUGAGACAGAGUUAAGGAAACGAGGUCUCCAGAAUUACAGGGAGAACAACUUUUACGUCACUCGAGCCCAACUUGACAAGGCCUUUCCCCCUGAAAAAGAGGACGUACCGUUCUCGGCAUUCUUCUUUAUUCCAGAUAGCGCCUCAAUAGAGCUCCUCAUGUUUCGUAUGUUCGAGGAUGAAAUCGAAGACAUAGCCACUAACUACCAGGGAACGAGAAGCAUCCGUGUCAAUACAAUUCAUUUUUGA
Molecule: messenger RNA, 2274 nt
Organism: Mesocestoides corti
Lineage: Eukaryota; Metazoa; Platyhelminthes; Cestoda; Cyclophyllidea; Mesocestoididae
Source: the annotation of a GenBank genome assembly